UGUUUGAUUCUUCCUCACACUAGCUAAAGGAGGCGCUUCCAUUCCACACUCUGUUACUUCGUCCUCUCGGCUUCUCGACCUGUGCUGGGGAGGGUGACAGUGCUGUCAGUGCGGCAGCAUGGGUGCCCUGUGCCUGCUCGCGCUCGCCGUGAUGCUCGCCACGGCGGCGGAAACCGAAGCCGGGGUGACGAGCUGGUACCGGCGGAAGCUGGUAGCCACCGCCGACAUGCCGCUCGACGCCGACGUCUUCCGCAUGCCGCCCGGCUACAAUGCUCCACAACAGGUGCACAUCACGCUGGGUGACCAGACGGGCACCGCCAUGACGGUAUCAUGGGUGACGGCGAACGAGCUGGGCAACGGCACCGUGAAGUACGGCCGCUCGCCGGAGAAGAUGGAGAUGUCGGCGGAGGGCACGCACACGCGCUACGACUACUUCAACUACACCUCCGGGUUCAUCCACCACUGCACCCUCAAGAACCUCAAGCAUGGUGUCAAGUACUACUACGCGAUGGGGUUCGGGCACACGGUGAGGACCUUCUGGUUCACCACACCUCCCAAGCCAGGCCCUGAUGUGCCCUUCAAGUUUGGACUCAUCGGUGACUUGGGUCAGACGUUCGACUCGAAUAGCACGUUGUCACACUACGAGGCCAACGGUGGCGACGCCGUGCUCUUCGUCGGUGACCUCUCCUACGCCGACACCUACCCGCUCCACGACAACAACCGCUGGGACACCUGGGCUCGCUUCGUCGAGCGCAGCGUCGCCUACCAGCCAUGGCUCUGGACUACCGGCAACCAUGAGCUGGACUACGCACCGGAGAUCGGCGAGACGACCCCCUUCAAGCCCUUCACCCACCGCUACCCAACGCCAUUCCUGGCCGCCGGCAGCACGGAGCCCUUCUGGUACUCCGUCAAGAUCGCCUCGGCGCAUGUCAUCGUGCUCUCCUCCUACUCCGCCUACGGCAAGUACACGCCGCAAUGGAAAUGGCUCGAAGACGAACUGGGUCGCGUCGACAGGAAGACGACCCCGUGGCUCAUCGUGCUCAUGCACUCGCCAUGGUACAACAGCAACAACUACCACUACAUGGAGGGGGAGACGAUGCGGGUGCAGUUCGAGCAAUGGCUCGUCGACGCCAAGGUCGACCUCGUGCUCGCCGGACAUGUCCACUCCUACGAACGCAGCCGGCGGUUCUCGAACAUCCAGUAUGACAUCAUCAAUAACAAGGCUACGCCGGUGCACAACCUGGACGCGCCGGUUUACGUGAACAUCGGCGACGGAGGCAAUAUCGAAGGCAUCGCUGACAACUUCACGAAGCCUCAGCCGGGGUACUCGGCGUUCAGAGAGGCGAGCUUUGGGCACGGGACGCUGGCGAUCAAGAACCGCACGCACGCCUACUACGAGUGGCACCGUAACCAUGAUGGCGCCAAGGCCGUGGCCGACUCCUUGUGGCUCACCAACAGAUUUUGGAUGCCCACCCACGACGACUCAAACUGAUCCAUCAUCUCACAUGGAUGAAUUGUUUUCAAUGGAUAUCGCUUUUUGGACAAAAGAAAAUAUCCAGCUGCAACAAAUGCCAAAUGGCAUAGAUCCAGAAGUUCUUCCAGCAAACUGUUAUAGUUACCGUGAAUCUUUCUUGACACAUAGCAAACCAGUCAUGUUGUGCGGGGUCACUGAAGCUUUUUUCUUUCCAAAAAAGAGUUGUAGCCCUCACCUGUUCUGUAUCUCGAUGCAAAAGCAGAGCACCUGUAUUUUAGUUCAAAAUAAUAAACAAGCUUGAGAGGCUCAAGCCAUAGAUUGCA
Messenger RNA from Lolium perenne, 1797 nucleotides. RefSeq names its product purple acid phosphatase 2. Lineage: Eukaryota; Viridiplantae; Streptophyta; Magnoliopsida; Poales; Poaceae. The record is from RefSeq and is a predicted model, not a curated record. Gene Ontology annotation, molecular function: metal ion binding; acid phosphatase activity.